Molecule: messenger RNA, 1426 nt
Organism: Malaya genurostris
Lineage: Eukaryota; Metazoa; Arthropoda; Insecta; Diptera; Culicidae
Product: probable chitinase 10
Exons: 2
Coding region: 78-1220 (380 amino acids)
Cellular component (GO): extracellular region
Molecular function (GO): chitin binding
Source: RefSeq, a predicted model, not a curated record
AACACAGCGAACGAAACAAAUAUUGGAACAUAGUAAAGAGUUUACGCACCAAGUGGAACUAUUUUAUUGAAUACGAGAUGAUGGUAUUGUCAGCAAUCCUUCUAUUGAUACUGUUGACUGGAUCAUUAGCCAGUCCCACAUUUCAAUUCACCGAAGGAGUUUUGGACUCGAGAUGUCCUCUGGAGGAUAAUCCUAUGAAUCCUAAGCAUCUGCCACAUCCGAGUGAUUGUGGGAAAUUUUUCAAAUGCUUCAAUGGACGUGCAUUCCUCAUCAAUUGUCCAGCGGGUCAGGAGUUCGGAGCGCAGAUUCAACGUUGCGAUUAUCCAGCAUUUGCCCGUUGUCGCACGGUUUUGGCGGAGCCGGAACCCGCAGAGUUCAAGUUUGAAGAUGGAAUUGACGAUGUAAGAUGUGCUUUGACUAGUGACCCCAUGAUGCCGGAUCACCUUCCCCAUCCUAGCAGUUGCCAAAAAUUUUACAAAUGCUUCGGUGGAAAAGGUUUUGAGCUUUCAUGUCCUCCAGGUCAAGAAUGGGCAACUGCAUUGAAUCGCUGUGAUUUCCCAUCGAUUGCACGGUGUUCGAUUAGUAAAACUUACCAAGCAGCCAAGGAUUCCAAUAAAGAAGAGCUUAAAGAGGAAAUUACCCAGCUUCAAUCUGAUACAGUUCAGGCUCUACCAAUGAAGGCUGAGUUUAUCUAUAGCGCAGGAGUACCGGAUACUCGUUGUCCCAGAUAUGAUGAUCCAUUCCGUCCUAUUCAUUUGCCACAUGCUUAUGACUGUGCAAAAUUUCAAAAGUGUUUUGAUGGUCGAGCCUAUGUGUUAGAUUGCCCACCUGGUCAGCAUUUCGGUGUGAGAAUUAACCGGUGUGAUUUCCCACAGUUUGCACAAUGUCUACAAUCUAAACAAAAGCGCUUGACCAAACGUGACGCGAGAGCUGCAGAUUACGAAUACGACUAUAGCUACGAGGAUGAAAUUCCCUUGGAUUCUAGUGAAUGGACUGACGAGCAGCGAGAAAUGAUCGCCGGUGUGAGUGAUAUCCGUUGUCCAAGAAACGAUGACCCUGAUUUUCCGGUACAUCUAACGCACCCGAAAGAUUGUGGAAAAUUCUACAAGUGCUACGAUGGCAGAGCGUAUCUCAUCGUAUGCCCUACGGGUCAACAUUGGAGUGUGCGGUUCGAUCGCUGCGAUUAUCCUAAGGUCGCCAAGUGUACUAUUCGACCAUAACACACGAGUUUAAGUUUAUAAGCCGCGAGUGUGAAUAGUUUUAAUAUACAUAUUUAUUGACAGAUAGAAAUAAAAUAGACUGGAUUUCUUUUAAUGUUCUAACAGAAAUAAAAAUGUCUUUUGUUACAUCUGGGACCAGAACGAUUUUUAAUGAAAUUAUAGUUUCUCAAUAAAUAUGUACUUAUUGCUCACAAUUGAAGACAAAC